CGACCCAAAAACCCUCCCCAACUAUAUUAUAUUAUUAUUAUUGAGUGCCUCUGCCUCCACACCACCACCAAUCUCUCUCUUCCUUUCCAUAUCUUCCCUUCCCACAACAUAAAUACAAACCCACAACCCUUCCCACAGAACCUGCACAAUACCACCCAAAAAAAAAAAAAAAAAUGGAAAAAUGACGAGCUGUGACUUGAACCUGAGAGCAACCGAGCUCUGCCUCGGCCUCCCCGGCGCCGGCACGAAGCUGCCGUCCCCCGAAGCAGCAGAGACGCCGACCAAGGCGAGCGGGAAGAGAGGCUUCUCCGAGACCGUGGAUCUCAAGCUCAACCUCCAUGAUGACAACCACGCCCCAAAUGACUCCGCAAAAUCCGCUGCUGGAUCAGUCAUCAAGCCCCCAGCCAAAAUUCGAACCGACGGGGUGCAUGCUGCAGGGCGCAAGUGGUGGGUUGGCCGCCUGUGAGGUCGUACAGGAGGAACGUGAUGGCUACUACCACGCAGAAGAGCAGCAGCGGCGAGGAAGAUGGGAAGAAGACGACUGCAACUCCGGCUCCGGCGGCGUUCGUUAAGGUGUGCAUGGACGGAGCGCCGUACCUUCGAAAGGUGGACCUGAAGAUGUACAGCAGCUACCAGCAGCUCUCCGACGCUCUCGCCAAGAUGUUCUCCUCCUUCACCAUGGGUAAUUACGGAGGUGAAGGGAUGAUCGACUUCAUGAACGAGAGGAAGGUGAUGGAUGUGGUGAACAGCUCAGAGUAUGUGCCCAGCUACGAGGACAAGGACGGCGACUGGAUGCUUGUGGGCGAUGUUCCCUGGGAGAUGUUUGUUGAUUCGUGCAAGCGUCUUCGUAUCAUGAAGGGAUCAGAAGCUAUUGGACUCGCACCGAGGGCAAUGGAGAAGUGCAAGAGCAGAGCUUGAUGAUUGGAUGUGUGUCUUGUUGAAGUAAUUGGGUGUAUCGAUCUCUUCUAUAUUUUUACCGCCACCUCACGUUCAAGUAAUUUUUCCACCUUUGGGAGUAUUUGUGUCGCUCUCUUUUUAUUUUUACCGUUUUGUAACUUUGGUUUUGCUGGAGUAAAAUGGUAUAUAGAUAAAAAUGUGAAGGAAUUGGAGAUGUAGACAAUUUGUGAUACACAAGAAGAAGCAAACACAAUAAGCUUAAACCAACCCCCCACCACUACUGCACUACUGUCUGCCUGCCUGCACUCUUGUUUAUUGCUAAUGGCUUUGCCUCCCCCAUUUUUCUGUGUUCAUUGCAAUGUGUUCUUCUUUUGAAAGAAAAAAGUUAUGUUUGUUGUUGGUGAGUGAGUGAGUGAGUGUUCUACAUUAUGAAAUUUUAAUCUUUUUUUUUUCUUUGUGUACUUUUUCAUUACAUUUAUUCAAUUUAGUGCACCAUUGUUAUGAUGUAGGUGUGAGUUUUUUUUAUACAAGUGCCAUUGUUAUCAUGUUGUUGUAUGCAAUAUUUUAUUUUUGUGAGGUAGGAAUUUAUGAGGCAAGUGAGGUGAGGGAACAAACCCAUGUGCAUGUUGAUGGGUAGUCUCUCACCAUAUGGAAGGAACAUUAUUGUACAUGGAAUACAUGGAAAAACAAUAUAGAAAGUGGGCAAGUAUUGAUUAAUUCAUUUCAAUAUAUUAUGUAGCAGAUCGGUUGACUACUGUCAUAUAAUAACAUUAUCGUAAUUUUUUAGAAAAAUUAUCGAUACAGUUGUUAACCAAUAGUUUAAAUGUCUGACUCGUUUAAACGAU
Molecule: messenger RNA, 1742 nt
Organism: Linum tenue
Lineage: Eukaryota; Viridiplantae; Streptophyta; Magnoliopsida; Malpighiales; Linaceae
Source: the annotation of a GenBank genome assembly